Messenger RNA from Camellia sinensis, 1243 nucleotides. RefSeq names its product chorismate mutase 3 (gene CM3). Gene Ontology annotation, molecular function: chorismate mutase activity. Gene Ontology annotation, cellular component: cytoplasm. The record is from RefSeq and is a predicted model, not a curated record. Gene Ontology annotation, biological process: chorismate metabolic process; aromatic amino acid biosynthetic process. NCBI's taxonomy places the organism in Eukaryota, Viridiplantae, Streptophyta, Magnoliopsida, Ericales, Theaceae.
ACUGGUUCUUCCUCAGAUUCUCACUCUCGCCAUUAAUGGAGGCAAAGCUCUCAGAAGCCCCCAUGCGGGCCAUUUUGACUCCGGGUUCCAUAUACUCCUCAAGACCCGACCCGCAUUUUGCAUUACAGAGUAACCCCAAAUCCUUUCGAUCCAAUCUCGCAACAAAAGCAAAGUAUCGCCCUCUUCAAGUUUCUUCUUCUCCCAUCAGGCAUACGAGGAAGAAGAGGGUGGAUGAAAGUGAGAGCCUGACUCUAAAGAGUAUAAGACACUCACUAAUCCGACAAGAGGAUAGCAUAAUUUUUGGCCUUUUGGAGAGGGCUCAAUAUUGUUACAAUGAAGAUACAUAUGAUCGCAAUGCAUUCUCUAUGGAUGGGUUCCGUGGUUCUUUGGUGGAGUUCAUGCUUAAAGAAACUGAAAAGCUUCAUGCCCAGGUGGGCAGAUAUAAGAGCCCAGACGAGCAUCCUUUCUUCCCAACUGACUUACCUGAGCCAAUGCUUCCACCUUUGCUAUAUCCACAGGUUUUGCAUCGUUGUGCUUCUUCCAUCAACAUUAACAGCAUGAUUUGGAACAUGUACUUUCGAGACCUUCUUCCGAGAUUGGUAAAACCAGGAGAUGAUGGUAAUAGUGGAUCAACUGCUGUUUGUGACACAAUUUGCUUGCAGGCACUCUCAAAGAGAAUCCAUUAUGGUAAAUUUGUAGCAGAGGCAAAAUUCCGAGAAUCCCCUGCCAGCUAUGAGGCUGCCAUUAGAGCUCAAGACAGGAAUCGACUAAUGGAAAUGUUGACAUAUGAAAUGGUGGAAGAAGCCGUGAAGACAAGAGUAGAGAUGAAAGCGAAAACGUACGGUGUAGAGGUAAGGAUCAAUCAAAAUGAGGAUGAUGCUGAUCCAGUGUACAAAAUCAAGCCGAGUUUAGUCGCCAACCUUUAUGGAGUUUGGAUCAUGCCGCUGACAAAGGAAGUUCAGGUCGAAUACUUGCUGCGACGGUUGGAUUAAAACUUCAAAUGAUAUAUAAUCUUAGUUUUAACGCAAUUUGGAUAUUGCUAAUGUCAGUGAUUUUCAAUUUCAAUUACUUUGAACAUGGAUAGAGUUUUUUUUGUUUUUUGUUUUUUAGGAGAUCAGUGGCCUCUUAUUUGCGAAGUAUACUUUACUUUGAAAUUUGUAAUAACAUGCAUGCAGCACAUUUAUUCUGCAUUUGGCCUAGUUGUAACAAGUGAAGUAAAUUUAAAUUAAAUUAAAUUGAUGAA